Messenger RNA from Anneissia japonica, 2142 nucleotides. Its product is annotated as pleckstrin homology domain-containing family F member 2-like. The record is from RefSeq and is a predicted model, not a curated record. The transcript has 9 exons. Gene Ontology annotation, molecular function: phosphatidylinositol binding; metal ion binding. NCBI's taxonomy places the organism in Eukaryota, Metazoa, Echinodermata, Crinoidea, Comatulida, Comatulidae. Bases 144 to 956 code for a protein of 270 amino acids.
AUAUAUACCGUACUGAAUUCGAAUGAAACAAUUGUGAAAGUUCGUGAGUUUAGGGGAGGCUACGAAUUAGAUAGCCAUCAUUGUCUGAUCGUGUGUGUCGAUUGAUCGGAGACUCUCAAAUCACGUGACUGCUGCUCUUCAAAAUGGUGGACCGACUGGUGAACAGUGAAGCCAACCAACGCCGUAUUGCACAUGUAGACCAAUGUUUUGGAGGCUCAAAACAGACUUUGGCUGUUCCCGGCAGAGUACUAGUUGGUGAGGGUGUCCUAACAAAGAUGUGUAGAAAGCGUCCUAAGUCGAGGCAGUUCUUUCUUUUCCAUGAUAUCUUAGUGUACGGAAAUAUUGUAAUAAAUAAGAAAAAGUAUAACAAACAGCAUAUUUUACCAUUAGAAGAUGUAAGACUAAAAUCCAUUGAAGAUGAAGGAAAUCAGAGGAAUGGUUGGCAGAUAAUUAGUACUAACAAAUCCUUCUCAGUGUAUGCUGCAACGGCCACAGAAAAAUCAGAAUGGAUGGCGCAUAUCAACAAAUGCAUUUCUGAUCUCAUAGUUAAAAGUGGGAAGAAGCCUGCAACUGAUUUAUGUCCUGUUUGGGUUCCUGACCAAGAUGCUUCAACUUGUAUGAACUGCGAUAAGUCAAAGUUCACAACAUUAAAUCGACGGCAUCACUGUAGAAAAUGUGGGCGUGUGGUUUGUGGCAAUUGUUCAACUAAAAAGUUUCUGCUGCCCACACAAUCCUCACGGCCACUGCGUGUAUGCGACACAUGCCAUGACCAACUAUCAACAGGGAAAGCAUCACAAAUGGAUGCUGUCAAUCCCCCUGCAGGUAGCAAAGCAGCAAGUGAGCCUAUUAUUGAUCACGAUUCAUCUGAAGACGAUGACGAGGAUAUGGAAGAUGAACAGGAAAAUAAUACAGAAAUCCGGCAGCCUACCUUCUAUGAGGGGAAUGAUGGCCAAUGACAGACGAGUGAAUAAGGAUUGUUUCUUAGGCAGCAGAUAAUCAGUAGGAAAGGAACACUACUUUUGCACAUAAAAAUUGGACCUGAAUCUUGCUCAUUAAAUUGGUGUUUACACUUGACAACUUGCAUUCAGAAAGUAGCCUUACAUGAUUAUAAUAUACACUAUAUUUAAGAUGCAUUUUGUACUAGAACUCGUAAACAUGCAAGUUGUCCAAAGACUUUAUAUUGUCUUCUGUUGUAUGUUGAAUUGCGUCCUUUACAGUACAGUUAAUAGGAUGGUAAUAUAGAGGUGACGGGACGAAGAUUACCAACCUCAAUGUCACUGACAUUAGGGUGUGAAGAAAAAUUAUUUCAAAUAAAUUAUACUUAAUAAAGUAGGGUUUUUUUUGCUCAUUUAUGAAUCGUUAUAGCUUGGUUCUACUUAACAUAUUAAUUGUAUUAAUUUUAAUUAACUUGUUAAAUUGAAUUUUCCUGGUUCAUUAGCAUAUUGUAAUUUAAUAUAUAUUUUGGUAUUCCUUUUGUUUUUGUUUUUUUAAUUUUUAUCCAUUUUCUUUUUUUUUGUCGUAUUAAUUGUCUUUAUCAGACUGUAUUGACGUCAUGGCUGUCUGGGUGGGAGAGGAAUAGGUAAGAAAAUCAUUUUACACCCCAUGAAUUUUCAAUUGAAGACUGAAAUUUAACUUGUAUUGCUUUCAUGGCAGUCUUAUAAUAUCUUGGCUGACAUGUGCUACAUCAUAUAAUUCUGUUUAAAUAAAAAGUAAACAAACCAUUGUUAGGUUUUUUUAAGGAUAUAUUUAUUAUAUAAAUUUGAAUGGUCUAUAUUAUAACAUUUAUCAAAUGAUUUAGUUGAUUAAAUAAGUCAUUAGAUUUGCAUGAUUUGUGUAGCAAUCCUGAUCAAAGGUGUAUAUCAAUUAUAUUAAGGUUAGUCUCUAAUGCAGAUGUUGGGUAGGUAAACCAACUAAUUAUUUUUAUUCUUCAAAAAAAAUCCCGGAAUAAAGGCUGAUUACCCCUAUGUUAUUUCAGAGGUUUUUAAUUGAAAAAACAAUUUGUUUGUUUUGUCAUCUUUUAAAUAUUAAUAGAAAUGACCAAAAAAAAAAAAAACACCAUUUAAACCAUUGCAAAUUAUAUUCAGUUGCUUAUAAAUAAUCAUGUAUUACUAUAUUAAAUAUGUGAAUAGAUUCAUAAUGUAA